This is a messenger RNA of Eutrema salsugineum, 1543 nucleotides long. RefSeq lists its product as uncharacterized. The transcript is spliced from 5 exons. The coding region runs from base 54 to 1445 and encodes 463 amino acids. The record is from RefSeq and is a predicted model, not a curated record. NCBI's taxonomy places the organism in Eukaryota, Viridiplantae, Streptophyta, Magnoliopsida, Brassicales, Brassicaceae.
UGGCGAAAUAUCUUCUUCACUUCUUCUCAAUCUAAAAGGAAAAGCGAGCAACCAUGGCGGCAAGCGCGUUCGCCGUCACUCCUUUGCUUAAUUAUAGCUCCACAACGGAUAGAUCUUCUUCUUCUUCUUACUCAACCUCGAAGCUCGUCCGCUUCUGGAACCUACCCAAAUCGAAACACUCAAAUCCCCGUUGUCCUCAGCUGCUUGUCUCCUUCUCACUGAAUCAAUCGGCUGACGACGAUGCAUCCGACGCCGCACUCUUUCUCGAAUCCAAUUCAAUCGCUGAUUACAUGCGAUUCAAGCGCCGCCCCUACGCCGGAAACAAUGGCUCCAGCGAAUUGCAGACCGCAAUCGUCACUUACAAGAAACGAUUCCCUUGGAUUCUCCUCAACCCUUUUCUUCAGGUAGAUUUGGUCUCAACGAUUCAUAUUGCAGAUAAAGAGUACUUCGCAACACUUCAAAAGGAGCUUGAACCAUAUGAUUCUAUCUUGUAUGAGAUGGUGGCUAGUAAAGAGACAUUGGAAAACAGAAGAAACCCAAUUGCAGCCAAGAGGCUCAAGACUUCACGUUCAAGAGGCUUCAGUAUUCUCGGGUUCAUUCAGCGGCAGAUGGCAAGGGUACUAACGCUUGAUUUUCAGCUUGACUGUCUAGAUUACGAAGCUAAGAAUUGGUACCAUGCUGAUCUCGAUUUCGAGACAUUCACAUUGCUUCAGAGAGAGAAAGGGGAAAGCUUCUACUCAUUUGCCAGGGACAUGACUAUUAGAUCAACGAAAGCAAUGAUACAGCCAGCUUUGAUAACUGAAGGUCUUGAUACUUGGAGGUCAAAGCUUCUAUGGGUUUCACGGGUUUUCCCUAUGCCUCUUGUGGGUCUUUUCCUUAUUGGGGCUUUCUGUGCUGACUUUGGAAACCAGACGGAAGACUAUCCAGAACUGGAAGCACUUUCAAGGCUUGACUUUGGAGCUGCUAUGAAGGUCUUCCUUGCUAAGAGAUUGACAUCCGAGCUAACACAAGGGACAUCGGAUAUCGAGGAGAAAUCUGUCAUCAUUGGGGAGAGAAACCGAGCAGCUACUGAAGCUUUAAGAAGAGCAAUGGACCAAGGGCACAAAAGAAUCGGAAUUCUUUAUGGCGGAGGCCACAUGCCUGACUUGGGAAGACGACUUCGAGAAGAGUUUGAUCUUGUUCCUAGUGAGGUAAGAUGGGUAACAGCCUGGUCCAUCAGAAAUCCAAUGGACUUGGAGACUAGUUCGUUUCCGAUUCUCAGGAAAGUAGCCGAUGCUUUGCGCUGGCCACUAAACCGGUACCAAACCUUAGCAUUGCUGAUUUUUUCAUCGGUCCUUGCACUGGAUCUCUGCUUUUGGGAGCUCUUCCUUGAUUCAACCAUUGACUGGGCUAUGCAGAUAACUGCAGAGCUGUACCAGUUUGUAGAUAAUACAAAACUUGUGUGAGCUAUUUGUAAUUACAGAAUCAUGUACAAACAGUGUCUAAAAUAGUAUUGAAAAUCUCGCCAAGUCUACUGUUUAGCAAACAUGGCUCUGAUGUCAAA